Molecule: messenger RNA, 1039 nt
Organism: Pseudomassariella vexata
Lineage: Eukaryota; Fungi; Ascomycota; Sordariomycetes; Amphisphaeriales; Pseudomassariaceae
Exons: 3
Coding region: 1-819 (272 amino acids)
Biological process (GO): mycotoxin biosynthetic process
Source: RefSeq, a predicted model, not a curated record
AUGGCAAAGGAAUACCGCCCGCUCGAGGAGGAGCCUCUUACGGACAACGAUAGCAUCGAUGAGAGGUGGUCUUCAUGGAAGCAAGAACAAGAGUCCUUCCCCCAGAGGCUGAAGAAGUCAAGUCCGACAUGGGUAUGGCUAGUCCACGUCGUUCUGCUGUCGACUUCGAUGAUAUUCUUCAUGAUGUCGUUCUGUGUCAAGUCGGGGAAGAAUCAGUGUCCAGAAAUGCCCCCUACAACAUGGUACCAUACUAAUAUGCGUUCGACAGCACCGGCGGCAAGUGCUAUAAAAUAUGAAAUACAACAUUUCGACCUACCACCAGUGCCAGAAGGUCCGUUCGUUGGGAAAGGCCCUGAGGUAGACGCCAUGUGGGAAUAUAUUACAGACGCCAUCGGCGACACCAUGGUCACCCGUGAAGAAAUGCUCAAAAUGAAUAUCGACCCUGAAGGCGCGCUGGAAAUCACCGACCCAGCCACAGGCAAGCGUGGCUUCCGCGUCGCCAUCGAGGUAUUCCACCAGCUGCACUGCCUGAACCUGCUGCGGCAGAACAACUACAAGUCCUACUACAAGCCGCUCGGGGGCGACACGUCGGACGACCCGCACGACUUGCACGGCCACAUGGACCACUGCAUCGACGCUUUGCGCCAGUUCGUCAUGUGCCAGGCCGACGUCAACGUCUUUGCCUUCCGCUUCCCCUUCAACGACGGCGACCCCUGGCCUGACUACACCACACCGCAUACCUGCCGGAAUUAUGAGAGUAUUCGCCAGUGGGCAGUGGAUCAUACGGUGGCUCAGGGGCCGGACGAACCGGAACAUUAGAUAGGGGCGUGUUUGGUUUCAAAAUACCAGCCGAGAACUUCAGCGACUGAAACUACUAUUUAAGACAACACAAGCACUCAUAUGUCGAGUCCAGAUGAGGCAUCUUCAGUCUUGGGUACCAUUCCUGGACUUGCUAGAUGUUGGAAAAGACUUAAGCCAUGGGCAUUGGAUAUGGCGUUCUACACGAUAUAACAGAGGCAGGCUCAUUAGCCAACUGGAG